This is a messenger RNA of Pomacea canaliculata, 809 nucleotides long. RefSeq names its product cancer-related nucleoside-triphosphatase homolog. NCBI's taxonomy places the organism in Eukaryota, Metazoa, Mollusca, Gastropoda, Architaenioglossa, Ampullariidae. The record is from RefSeq and is a predicted model, not a curated record. The transcript is spliced from 5 exons. Bases 208 to 804 code for a protein of 198 amino acids. Gene Ontology annotation, molecular function: ATP hydrolysis activity.
AGGCGUGUAGAGAAAUAAUAGAGAAUAGUAGAAUGUGACUCUUCAAAGUUUUAAUGAGCCCCUAUAUCUGUGUUUUUAUUACAACCCGAUAUUUAAACUAUAUAAUAUUUGUGAUUUAUAAGUAGAGAAACAGCAACAAAAAUAAUCAACCUGCUGUGCCUGCUUGAAAGAGCUUCAACAAAAACAAGAAGCAGACGAUCAGAUGAGAUGGCGUCAAAGAGCAAGCCACCGCGGCUGAUUUUGUUGACCGGACCACCAGGAGUUGGCAAAACCACAUUAGUGCAAAAAGUAUGCGCUGCCCUCAAAGAAAAUCACAUCUUAACUCAGGGUUUCUACACUGAAGAAGUUAGGAGUGGUGGCAGAAGGACUGGGUUUGAUGUUGUCACACUGUCUGGAAAUAGGGGACCUUUGGCAAGAGUAAGUGGUGGAGGGCAGCCUCAAGAAACUCAGAGGCAUGAACCCAGAGUAGGGCAGUACAGUGUCAAGCUGCAGGCAUUCGAACAGACUGCUCUUCCUGUGUUAAAAUUCCCAAAUUUAGCAGGUGAAAAACCAGUAAUGGUCAUUGAUGAGAUUGGUAAAAUGGAGAUGUUUAGUGGUACUUUUACACAAACAGUUCGGACAUUAAUUGCUAGAGAGGAUGCAACUGUUCUAGCCACCAUUCCAAUUGCAAAAGGCCAACCAUUACCACUUGUGGAAGAACUUCGCACUAAGAAGGAUGCUUAUGUUUUCACAAUUUCAAAGGAAAAUCGCAAUUCCAUUUUAUCAGAGAUUGCUGCAGCUGUCCAGUUAUCAAUAAAAACUUAACAGAC